UCCCGACGUGGCCGGGGAGCUGAGGCCUGACUUGGCAGCGGGAACGCCGAGCUUCCUUGGGCGGUGACUGGGUCGUUACCUGCAUUUCCCACCUCCCCGUCCACCCUUCCUGACGAUUCGUGUCUGGGCACUUUGUCAUCUGGUUCUGUCGUCAGCCUGAAGGCUCCAGGCCAUGAAGGUGAAGAUCAAGUGCUGGAAUGGUGUGGCCACUUGGCUCUGGGUGGCCAAUGAUGAGAACUGUGGCAUCUGCCGGAUGGCCUUCAACGGCUGCUGCCCAGACUGUAAGGUGCCGGGCGACGACUGCCCGCUGGUGUGGGGCCAGUGCUCCCACUGCUUCCACAUGCACUGCAUCCUCAAGUGGCUGAACGCUCAGCAGGUGCAGCAGCACUGCCCCAUGUGCCGCCAGGAGUGGAAGUUCAAGGAAUGAGCGGCCGCCGAGUCCGCGGGACCCGCGUCCCCUCCGCCUGAGGGCCUUCGACCUCCGCACCGGGACCUCCGCCUGAGGGCCUUCGACCUUCGCACCGGGACGCCCCCCCGGGCCGUGGCAGGCUUGAGGAAGGACAGCCCUUUGUUUUUCCCAUGACAAGUUGACGCUUUUAUCCAAUAAGCGGAGUUUAUUAAAGUCUCUGUGCCUCA
Messenger RNA from Loxodonta africana (African savanna elephant), 636 nucleotides. RefSeq names its product anaphase promoting complex subunit 11 (gene ANAPC11). Gene Ontology annotation, cellular component: nucleus; anaphase-promoting complex. The record is from RefSeq and is a predicted model, not a curated record. The transcript has 3 exons. Lineage: Eukaryota; Metazoa; Chordata; Mammalia; Proboscidea; Elephantidae. Gene Ontology annotation, biological process: anaphase-promoting complex-dependent catabolic process; protein ubiquitination; positive regulation of mitotic metaphase/anaphase transition. Bases 173 to 427 code for a protein of 84 amino acids. Gene Ontology annotation, molecular function: zinc ion binding; cullin family protein binding; ubiquitin protein ligase activity.